AUGGCCGCUUCAAUUGAAGCGCCUACUUUGCGGACAGUGAGUUCAUUGCUUGCUAAGAAGGAGGAGAAAGUAGAAAAGAAGGAGGAGGUAAAAAAUGAAAGCGAUCCGGUGAUCAAGAAGCAGAAGACGGAGUGGGCGGCAGCCUUGAAAAAGCUGCCAGGUGAUGUGUCAUUUUGCAAGGACUGUCCAUUUGAAAUUCUCGACUACUUGAGCAACUUUACAGAGCGUACACCUUCAACAAAAGGUACUGUGGAAGAACCGCCACACCCAUGUGAACUCGUUGUCCAUGAGUUCAAGGAUCCAGAAACAGCAGCAUUGACUUACACGAAGCUGCACACGUUUCUUGAGGCAGCGCUCAAAGCAGACGGCAGCCGAUUGGCCAUGGCAGCAAGACCAGCCACUAACUUUGCUGAUCUGCCUCCUGGGAAGCAUCAUGCAUGCUCCGUGCCUCUUCAAGAUAUCAUCAUAGCUCUGCCUCCGGAUGGGCUUCCAUGCACCCAAGAUUGGAUGACAUGCGUGCUGUCGUUCCUAUUCAGCGGAAGCCGAUUGUACCGUGAACCACUGGACUUGUACAUCCAAAAAAAUGCUGCACCAGAUGUUUCAGAGCCUCGCUUGGGAGUGAAGAAGGGCUUCACCCGAUUGAACCUUGACGAAAUCAUCCCUUGUCUUGACCUCAUCAAGCCGUUGUUGCCUGCAAUCACAGACCUGUUCUGCAUACCAUCUACGAUCAGCCCGCCCCAAGACACUGAGCUGACAUCGUUCGAUGCCAUUCAGCUCAGCACACAGGGAGCAGAGCGUCAGCGGAAAGAUGUCAUGAAAAUGGCGAUGCGAUUUGAAAUCCUCUUGGCAGAAAGAAAGGCAGCAGGAGGAGUGUCUGACCAAAGCGACAAGGACCUCAUCAUGGAGAUCAUCGGUCGUUACAACGACCACAAGGCCAACUCAGCGAUACGACGCUGGGACUAUUCGCAAGACUUGGAUGCGAUCCUCAUGUCAAAGCCUGCAUCCCUACAAGUGGAGCAGAUCAGCAUGUGGCAGGAUCAUGUGGGCAACGCGUUGGCAAAAAGCUCGGCUGUUCUGACAGGCCUUCAGCGGAGGAUGUUACAGGACUCCAAGCUGGAUGGAAAAGAUCCUGACAAGGUUCACCACGUCGGCUACUGCGACCUUUCGAAGUGGGGUCGGCUAUCGGUGCCCUUGAUCGACGAAGUAUCAAGUUGGGCAGCGAGAACGUUGCAGCUGAACCCUGAGAUGAGCAUGGUGCUGAUCAUCUGCCCGAUGUUGGCGGGGGAAGGAAUUCUCCAUGGUUUGCGAGGAGAGUUUAGGCGCAUCGAAGACAAGCUAGACUCUCUGCAGCUCGCCUUGAAGGUCAUUCAAGUGCUUUUUGAUGCCGCCAUUGAUUUGAUGGGUGAGUUGCAGAGUGAUACCUAUCUGGGCGUUUUUUCGGAGACGGCCAAUUCCACAUUGGCCCAAUAUGUGACAACACAGGUCAAGGACAAGCUUCUAAACGAUUGGAAGCAAGGCACUGGCUUGAUGGCAGCCGCACAGCCCAAGUUCAUCCAGACCGCAGACACAUCUGAAUUUACAAAGCCACGCGAGCUGCAAAUCCAGCACCAGACCUUCACAGUGUUUCGCCCUAACCCAGUGACGGCAAAAGCCGCAAAAGGCACCAACAUCGCUGGGCUGAUCGGUGUGCAGCCGCUGGAGAAGAGCCAGUUCUUGCAGAUGGUGUGGCGAUAUUUGGCUGCAUAA
This is a messenger RNA of Durusdinium trenchii, 1746 nucleotides long. Lineage: Eukaryota; Dinophyceae; Suessiales; Symbiodiniaceae. The record is from the annotation of a GenBank genome assembly.